UUUGAGUUCUUAUUGCUACUGCCACUGCUACCUUCUCACCGUCACUUCUUGUUUUCAAUAAAAAAAUUCAUUUUCAUAAUCAACAAAUUUUGGUUUUGAUGCGCAUACCGAUGGACUGCAUGUUUGAUCCUGGCUGAUUUUGUUUUGAUGGUUUCGGCAGGAAUUCGCUCCAUUUCCGGCCGGAUAAGAGAAAGCUUUAUUGUGGUUGGAGCCUAAAACCAUAAACGCUACGGAAUCCCGCCAUGAUCUAUGAUUUCCAGUCAUAGAUCGUAGCUAGGAGGAAUAAGCAAUAACAGUAAGAAGGGUAGUAUUAGUAGGUUAAUUAGAGAAGACGAAAGCUAUUUAUCUUCACAUUUAUAUUCAGUUCACAUAUAUUUAUCUCCACCAAAACCAAAACAAUGGAGCCUCUAUGUGAGUUUUGUGGGAUGGCAAUGGCAGUUGUCUACUGUAAAUCAGAUAUGGCUCGCCUUUGCUUGUACUGUGAUGGAUGCGUGCACUCAGCGAACGCUUUGUCACGCCGGCACCCUCGUUUCCUUCUAUGCGACAAGUGCAAUGCUCAACCUGCUAUCAUCCGAUGUAUGGAUGAGAAGACGUCCUUAUGUCAGAGCUGUGAUCACUGGAGUCAUACCAAUACUAGCAUUAAUGGAAUUACUACUGCUUCAGCAGGAGGUGGGAUGGGGGGACAUAGGACACAUGCAUUGACUUGUUACACGGGUUGCCCUAGUUUGUCUGAGUUUUCGAGAAUUUGGUCGGUUCUGGAAGGAUCUUCUUCUUCAGGUGGUAAUUUUGAAAGUAGUAACUGGGAUCAGUCACUUGGAUCAGCUGUAGUGGCAACAAACCAGGAUCAGACUAAUUACAUUAGUAAUAAUGGUUUGGAAGGUAGAGAUAAUAAUGACAGAUCAUUUGGGGUGGUUGUCACUGCUGGCAAGUUGAAUGGAGGAUCAUCAUUAGAUCAGUCUUGUGGCCGCAAGUUUGAUACUUGGAUAGCCAGUAGUUCAACUUUGCUUCCAUCGAAUCCGAAUUGCACUACUCACGGUAAAGAUCAAACACCUUUCUUGCCUCAGGAGUCUAGCCUGCCAAAGGGUUGUACCAAUUUUAAAGAUCUUGCAAUUCAGGAUAGCAAUGUUCUCAGUGAUGGCCUCAACGUUGAUGAUGUUCCAUUGACCUUUGAAAAUCCUGAUGGGAUAUUCUGUCCACAAGUUCCUUCUCGAUACCAGUUUGAGGAUAGACUCGAUAGAGAAAUGGAUUGCCUGUUAAUGGAGAAAAGCUUAUCAGUCACUGAAUCUAAUGGUCCUAAAGAGAAUGCUGCACAGGCAUCAUCAUCAGGACAACAAGAACGUGCAGCAUUUCAAUCCUCUUGUGGAUCAGAUACUGUUAUGCCAGGCAUGAAUGGUAGUGCAAACUGCUUACUCAUGAAUCCUACUUGCAGCAGAAGCAUCAACCUUGGAUUUCCUACCGUGCAACAAGUUCAUCCGAGCAUGUCACUUACACUGCCCAGCAUCAGCAGGGAAAGCAAUCCUGAUUACCAAGAUUGUGAAUUGUCAACAGUCUUUCUAACCGGAGAGCCUUGGGAGUCAACUUUGGAGGCUAGCAGUCCACAAGCAAGGGACAAAGCUAAGAUGAGAUACAAGGAGAAAAAGAAAACUCGCACGUUUGGUAAACAAAUAAGAUAUGCCUCUAGGAAGGCCAGAGCUGAUACCAGAAAACGCGUCAAAGGAAGAUUUGUUAAAGCUGGCGAAGAAUAUGAUUACGAUCCCCUUGUGACAACGAGCUUCUGAGGCAUACAUCAGCAGAAAAACUCUAUGCAAGGGCUUAUUGGAUAAAAUAAUCCACCUACAUCCGUGCGCGCAUCAUGUUCCUAGUACUGAGAUGACUGUGAUUCCAUAAUCAUAGAAAAAUAAACCCCACUUUUAUUCCUAUGAAUUUGCUUUGCAUAAAUAUUCUGAACUCAAUCAUAUUUUCAAUAAUGAUUAUCUGAGUCACCAUUUCUUUAAGUUGCACAAAUCAUUCAUUGGCGUUUCUAAAUGAAGCCUUGAGUUCACAACAAUUAGGAGCAUCUGACAACUUAUUGGAUCAAAUUGGUAACUGACUAUAUACUAUAUAUUCAGCCAAAGAAUUUAGUGAAGAACUCCACAAAUUCAACGUCCCUACAACGUACCUUUGCUGCAAACAACCCUAACUACUACUUACAUUUUGCAGCAAUGGUCUCUGCCACUGUAAUUUCUAAAGUAUUGUGAGACAGUGGUAUACUAUAUCAAUUGUGUGUUGGUAAUUGGAUAUCAGGAUUGCAUACUAAAACCCUCUCAUCUAAGCCAUAUAUAUCUACACUUGUUUUUCUUAAAUAGGCAUCUUACCAAGUAAACUUUUGCACUUUAGAAAUAACUGAGCACAGCCUUGCCAGAACAGGCUACUCAUUGUGGAGCAUGAUCAUAAUAUAAUGUUCGAGAAUAAUGAGAAGGUAGCACGGUUUGCAACGAAAAAUACUGCUCAAAUAUGAACUUGUAAGUAACACCGUUCCAAUAGCUCUAAACUUUUUCAGUAGCAAUUUACAAGAAUAGCUUCAAGUAAAACAAUCAAAUUGAGAUACAACUCUUUUGUGUGAAGUAUGUUAAUCAUCUGAAACUGGUUGUUCUUAUAGCCAUUUCUUAAUAAAAAUCCGCUCCAACUACUAGUUUUAGCAGAAUUGGAUGAUUAAUUUAAUUAGGAUGAAUUUGAAAGGAUACUUACGAAAAUCAAUAACUAAGAAGCAUUAUCUCAGUAAUCUUGGUUCUCAUGUCAUUAAAUUGAAGAUUACAAAUGCAUUAAUAAGAAUUUAAAGUUAAUGACCUGACUAAAACUUUGGGUUUCCUCCUUUCUUAUACCUUCGAACUGUUGCUGGCACAAAAAAAAGGUACUUCACAGUUCCAUAAAUUCAGGACUCCAUCUUCAAUACCUCACAGACUAUAUACAUUGGUUCUCUAUCAAUUAACGAUUCAAAAAACACAAUCCCACAAUAGAAUAAAAUCAUAUAAAAAGAAGAAUAACUCAAUAAUUAAAAUGCAUAUCAUAGAAAAUUGAAGGCCGGCCUUUUCCGUUUAGCUGACCAUGCACUGGUUUCUGUGUACCCGACAAAGAAUGGUUGGAAACAUCACCUCCACCGCAAUCCCAACAACAUAUCUUCGAGUAAGAUUCUGGCAUGUUUUACACAACAAACACCUGGCAUGCCUAAGGGCUAAGAAAUUAGCCCCAUGAACCCGUCGGUCACAUUUCCGGCACAAAAAUGCAUCAUCUGCUAGGCAAUACAAUGAAGCCCUUGAGUUGCAGAGUUCACAACAGACCAACCUUCUUGAAGGAGUGAUAAUUGGUGACAGGGAUAAGCCACUCUCGUGUACUCCUUUGCACAUUUUAGAAGCACAAGAAUAAUUUUAUGUGACAAUGGCCAAGAAGUUGGAACCAAAAAAAGCCAUUUAUAAGAUGAAUUCUGUCCUGGAAUUUCAAGUCUCCAGUGACAACCAAGCAUGCGCGACUAGAUGACAAAUGUAUCAUUGUUAUUCCUUUACUUAAGUUCCACACAAAACUUGGUCUAUAAUUAUUUGUAAAAUAGGGCUAUUAGAUUAACCAAGUAUACCACUAGUUUUGUCAAAAUAAAAA
Molecule: messenger RNA, 3630 nt
Organism: Pyrus x bretschneideri (Chinese white pear)
Lineage: Eukaryota; Viridiplantae; Streptophyta; Magnoliopsida; Rosales; Rosaceae
Product: zinc finger protein CONSTANS-LIKE 12
Exons: 5
Coding region: 399-1778 (459 amino acids)
Molecular function (GO): zinc ion binding; protein binding
Source: RefSeq, a predicted model, not a curated record